This is a messenger RNA of Esox lucius (northern pike), 2716 nucleotides long. RefSeq names its product SERPINE1 mRNA binding protein 1a (gene serbp1a). Gene Ontology annotation, cellular component: nucleus; cytoplasm. Gene Ontology annotation, molecular function: mRNA 3'-UTR binding. The record is from RefSeq and is a predicted model, not a curated record. NCBI's taxonomy places the organism in Eukaryota, Metazoa, Chordata, Actinopteri, Esociformes, Esocidae. The transcript is spliced from 9 exons. The coding region runs from base 115 to 1389 and encodes 424 amino acids.
UCACGCCGGAAGAGAAGGAGGUCCUUUUCCCAGCCAUCUUGUGGCAUCAUCUAGCGAAGUGUUCGCACCAAGCCUCGUAGAAUCGGAGGAAAAUCCUGCUGAAGGGGCGCCAUCAUGCCCGGACAUAUGCAAGAAGGUUUUGGUUGUGCCAUAGCCAACCGAUUCGACCAACUAUUUGACGACGAGUCGGACCCGUUCGAGCUGUUGAAGGAAGCGCAGAACAAGAAGAAGGAGGCUCCUGUUCCUGGUGCCGCCAAGACCGCAGCCCAAGCAGCCAGGCUCCAGAAAAAGGAAUCACAGAAAGACAGAAAGGUCGUACCUGCGGAGAAGAAAGAUGAGCCACCGGCACCCGUGCCUCUGAAGAAAGAUGGACCUGGUCCCCGAAGGAUGGGUCGCAGGCCUGAGGGUCAGGGUCAAGCCGGUGGACCUCCCCGUGAGGGCCAAGGUGAGGGCCGCCCCCCCACAGACAGACCCCCCCGGACUGACAGGCGGCCACCGCGCCGUUUUGAAAGGCCCCCCGGCGGAGAGGACAAGCCCAUUGAGGGAGGCGAGUUCUCUGUGGACAAGCCCGUUGGUGAUAGGCCGAUGAGAGGACGUGGCGGUGCCCGAGGUGGUGGCCGUGGCGGCGGCAGGGGCCGUGGCACAGGCAGAAACGAUGGCUUCGAUGCCAGAGGAAAGCGUGAAUUUGACAGACACAGUGGCAGCGACCGAUCCAGCCAGAAAGGUGAGGAGAAGCGUGGAGGAAGUGGAUCUCACAACUGGGGCACCGUCAAGGAUGAGAUGGGCGAGCUCGACCAAUCAAACGUGACCGAGGAGACCCCUGAGGGAGAAGAGCACCCUACUGCCGACUCUGAGAAUAAGGAGAAUGAGGUUGGUGAACCUAAGGAAGUGGAACCCAAGGAGAUGACCCUGGAUGAAUGGAAGGCCCAGCAGGACAAGGAGAAAACCAAGGUGGAGUUCAACAUCCGCAAGCCCAACGAGGGAGCUGACAGCCAGUGGAAGAGGGGAUACGUGCUGCACAAGUCCAAGGAUGAGAAGAAGGCUGACAGUCUGAUUGAAGCCGCCGUGGAAGCAGAGGCUGUGGCCCCGAAGGUAGAGGACGAUCACCACUUCCGGAAGCCAGCCAAUGACAUCACAGCCCAGCUGGAGAUAAACUUUGGGGACCUUGGACGCCCCAGCCGUGGUCGUGGUGGACCCCGCGGUGGCAGGGGGGGGCGUGGGCGCGGAGAGGGCAGGGGAGAGUUCCGUGAGCGCGAGCCCAGAGAGCCCCGUGAGCGUGACAGUGGAGCCCCCACCAGGCCGGCUCGUGGAGGCCGUACUGACAAGCCAAGUGGCGGGGUGAUCGUGCCCAAUGUGGACGACCCCGAGGCCUUCCCGGCCCUGGCCUAAGAUGGAGCGACGGAGCCCAUAGCAGACCCCCCAGGCAGACCCCUAGGCCCCUCCUCUACGAGGCUUGCAUGUUUCUGGAUCCUUCAGCAAAAAGAAAUGAUGGCGAAGACUGUCAUUGACCAUGACGCUCACAUCUGAGGACUGAAUUUUACUGUUUUAAAAAAAAAAAACAUAAAAGAAGAGAAAAAAACAGAAAUAAAAAAAACAACGAAAAAAGAAAAGGACUUCUUGCUACUUCUGGAGCAAAUUAUUGGUAGAGGUUUUGUACUUAGAAACAAAAGUAGCAGGGAUGUUUUCAUACAGUAUUUUUUUCAGAGAUUAUGCGUUCUUCAUGAAUACUUUUUUGUAUUGCUGCUUGAAAAUAUGCAUUUCCAAAUAUAUGGUAUAAGAAGAGUUGAUUUGAGCUUGUGGUGUCCCAUAGCUUGCUUUGUUGUUCUACAUGAUCACUUCCCUUCAAGCAGGAAUGGAACCCAAGUCAACUAGCUCUUACCAUACUGGGGAUUUCUGAAUGGGUUACUGCAUCAUCAAUCACUUUGCUUUAGUUCUAGGGUUUUCUGUAAUUAUAUUUUUUUUAAAGUAAGGCUUAGACCUCUAUGAUAUAGGCCUGUAAAAGUAAACUAUUUUCAUGAUAAGAUAUGUUAAGGUGAGGAUUGUAUUAUUUCUGAUGGUGCAGAUAGGGACAUGCCUCAGAUCGAUGAUCUAGUGAUUGUACCUACACAACAAAUGGUUAAAAUGGAGCCCAAUUUAGUUCUGUAUUGAGGUCUUUGAUAUAGAAUCAACUUUGCAAAGGACUCAGUACAUCACUUGCAGGGGGAUGGAACACUUCAAUGAUUUAGUGUUUCACUCUGACAUCUGGCUUGUGUGGCUCUAGGUGAAUGUUUCCCCUAUGCAGGUUAAUUGCCCCGAUGUUGGGCUGCAUCUCAGUGGUGUAAUGUGGCUUCCUCUCCUUGUUUCCUCACUGGUCUGCGCUAACCUGAAAACUCUUGAUUUGUUAGAAGUAAGGAGGCAAGAACAGGAAGCCAGCUGAGGCUGUUGUCGGAUGACCUCCGAUCUCACACUGUUUACACACUCCACUCCAGGGCCCACAGGAUCCAGUAUACUGCUAACAAUGUGAACUCGCUACUGCAGUAUUUCCUGUGGUGGUUAAAGAUCCUCCAUUUAGAUUUUCCCUCUGGUUCUCUAUUGCAGCACUACUGCAUAAUUGCUCUGAAAGAAAUAUAGAUGUGUGUGUGUGUGUGUGGAUCAGCCAAGUGCGCUACAGAUGUGUGAAUUCUAACCUGCUAUUAUAGACCUCCGUCAGUAAAUAAAGAUGGUCGAUUCAUUCUUG